AUGGCUACACCUAUUGAUAUUUUCACUAACUCACAAUGGAAAAAAGCUACUUAUGUUAGAGUUGUUGGAAGAACAAAAGAAACUUUACAAGAUUUUGAGCAACUCGUGUUCCCACAGGAAUUCCAUGACACAACUACUGGGAAAGGAAACAGUCCAUGUAUUCACCCUCUUAGAUCUAAGGAGGGAGAAAAUGAUGUUUUCUUCACUAACAGAGAAAUUGAUUCCCUUAAGGAAGAAGUUAAAUUUACUUUGGUGGGCAAAUUUCAAUUAGGACAUCCAAAGAUGGAGCUGGUUAGAAAUUACUUUGAAUCCUUAAAAUUUAUUGGAGACUGGAAAAUUGGAUUAAUAUAUGGGAGGCAUCUUUUAAUCCAACUGGCUGUGGAGGAAGAUUAUGCAAGACUCUUUGCUAAACAAUAUGUGAUUAUUGUUGGAACCACAAUGAAAAUUAUGAAGUGGACACCUGAUUUUGAUCCAAGUAAAGAACCCCCUGUGGUUCCUCUUUGGUUCGAAUUGCCCGGCCUCCCACUUCCUUACUUCAAGCUAAAUGCUCUUUUUAAUAUUGGUAGAGCACUGGGUACACCUUUGAAAGUGGAUGCCCCCACUUUUAAUAAGGCUAGACCAGCCCUUGCAAGAAUACAGGUGGAGAGAGACAUCACUUUCCCUGAGCUGAAGAGAAUUUGGAUAGGUUCAGAUAUUGAAGGGUUUUGGCAAGAAAUUGUAGCUGAGCAAAAGAUUUAUUAUUUCCAACAUUGUAAAUUGUUUGGCCACACAGUGGAGAAGUGUUACAGGUUACAUCCCCCUCCCAGAAGGAAUGUUGGUGGGGAUCAAAAGGAUGUAGGAGGAGCUCCAUUAAAAGUGACAGAGAAGAUUACUGAAGGAACAAAUCUGAAUAUCAGAUCUGAAAUUACUAAAAGGAAUGAAGAACUUCUUCCAAUAACCACUGUAAUUCCUCAUCAGAAGAUCCUUUAG
Messenger RNA from Phalaenopsis equestris, 969 nucleotides. RefSeq lists its product as uncharacterized. NCBI's taxonomy places the organism in Eukaryota, Viridiplantae, Streptophyta, Magnoliopsida, Asparagales, Orchidaceae. Bases 1 to 969 code for a protein of 322 amino acids. The transcript has a single exon. The record is from RefSeq and is a predicted model, not a curated record.